Molecule: messenger RNA, 3299 nt
Organism: Heterotrigona itama
Lineage: Eukaryota; Metazoa; Arthropoda; Insecta; Hymenoptera; Apidae
Source: the annotation of a GenBank genome assembly
AUGCCUCAAGGAAUACUCCCUAGGAGGUUCAAGUUUGGCGGUAACGACGAGGAUGAGCAGUGGAACAACGCGAUGCCACACUAGGGUGGUUUCACGACUCAGCAGAGCGAAACGACCCUCCUACAGGUCGCGUGCUCGGAGAACCGUUUCUUUGAAUCCUGUCAGGAUCCUUAAGAAUGAAGCAGAAGAAGAAAAGGCAGAAAUUGCCAGGCUAAGUUUGUUCGUAGGAGCAAUAGCCAUUGGUGAUUUAGUGAAAUCUACACUUGGACCUAAAGGUAUGGACAAAAUAUUAGUAGCUCAUGGCAGAUCUGCAGGACAAGUUCAAGUAACCAAUGAUGGGGCAACAAUUCUUAAGAAUGUUGGUGUGGAUAAUCCUGCUGCUAAAAUCUUAGUGGACAUGUCUCGUGUACAGGAUGAUGAAGUUGGCGAUGGCACUACUUCUGUAACUGUACUUGCUGCCGAAUUAUUAAGAGAAGCAGAAAAAUUGAUUGAUCAAAAGAUUCACCCACAAACCAUAAUUGUUGGCUGGAGAAGUGCAACCAAUGUAGCUAGAGAAGCUUUGAAAAAUGCUGCAGCUGAUAAUUCUGCAGAUCCUGAACGUUUCCGUGAAGAUCUGUUAAAUAUUGCCCGCACAACUUUAAGUUCAAAAAUUCUCUCCCAACAUAAGGAGCACUUUAGCAAGCUUGCAGUAGAUGCUGUAUUACGUUUGAAAGGAUCUGGGAAUUUAUCAGCCAUUCAAGUAAUUAAGAAACGUGGAGGAACUUUAGCUGAUUCUUUCCUUGAUGAAGGAUUUUUGCUAGACAAAAAACCCGGAGUGCAUCAACCUCAAAGAGUAAUUGAUGCACGAAUACUUAUAGCAAAUACUCCUAUGGAUACAGAUAAAAUCAAGGAUAAAGUUGAGAAGAUUAUAAAACAUGGCUGCAAUGUUUUUAUUAAUAGACAAUUAAUUUAUAAUUACCCAGAACAAUUAUUUGCGGAUGCUAAUAUUAUGGCUAUCGAGCAUGCUGACUUUGAUGGUAUUGAACGACUUGCUCUUGUCACUGGUGGAGAAAUUGUUAGUACCUUUGAUCAUCCUGAUAUGGUAAAACUUGGUAAAUGUGACCUCAUUGAACAGGUAAUGAUAGGUGAAGAUACUCUAUUACGGUUCUCUGGAGUUCCUUUAGGAGAAGCUUGUACAGUAAUUAUUAGAGGUGCUACUCAGCAAAUUCUCGAUGAAGCUGAGAGAUCUUUGCACGAUGCGCUUUGCGUAUUGUCAGCUACUGUACGAGAAUCGAGAAUCGUUUAUGGUGGAGGAUGUAGUGAAAUGAUAAUGGCUUGUGCCGUAAUGAAAGCAGCCGCUUCUACGCCUGGAAAGGAAGCAGUUGCAAUGGAAUCUUUCGCUCGAGCAUUACAACAAUUACCCACCGUUAUUGCCGAUAAUGCUGGUUACGAUUCAGCUCAACUAAUUAGCGAGUUAAGAGCUGCGCAUAAUUCUGGUGCAAAUACUAUGGGUCUCGAUAUGGAACAAGGAAAAGUAGGUUGUAUGAAACGAUUAGGAAUAACCGAAUCGUGGGCCGUGAAGAGACAAGUUUUAGUUAGCGCAGCAGAAGCAGCUGAAAUGAUUUUACGUGUGGAUGAUAUCUUACGAGCUGCACCCAGGAAACGCGUCAAAGAUCGCGGCCGUUGUUAAUUACACGGAUGCCCAUUGCAUUAUUCGCACUACUUUUUUUCAUACUAUGAAAUUAUGAUUAAAUAAUAAACAAUUUAGCUUUAUCUAUUUCAAUUGAUACUAACUGAUAUCAAUAUACUAAUUAUUUCAUAUUAUUAAUUUCACAUCGCUGUUCGAAAGAAAAGUAUUGGAAGGAUUUAUAAAACAAUAUGAAUCAUAAUUUUGUAAUCAUUUUUUAUAACAAUACAAUAGGUUUAACAUUAAUAAAUGCUUCAUACCUUGAAUUUGUAUUUUCUUCACUAAAGCUUUGCACCAACAACGUACUUCAUACAAAAUCUUAAUAAAAAAUUAACAGAAAUAUUUAUAACUAGUAUGGAAUUGUAAAAAAAAAUUAAAAAUAUUUUUUUGUUAAUGAUACAGUUGUAACGAAUACUCUUUUAUAUAGUCUCGUGUACAUUACACCAAUAUUUAAAUACAGAUCUAUACCAAAAAUAAGAUAUGUUUUUAAGAAAAUUAAAACCAUUAAUGUCUUUUAGAAUAAAGGAACACUAAUAAACCAAACAUCUACGUUUAAAUGCGACAAAAAUAAUUUGUUGCUUCAAUAAGCAAAUCGUAAUAUUGAAUCAUAAUCGAGUUUAUCAAGGUUGGGAUUACAAGCAAAAUUAAUCAUUGGAGGUGGACCACACAUAAGUACUAUUGUCUCAAAUGAUGGAGGAAACAUAUGUUGCUUUAUCAUAUCAGAAUCUAUAUAUCCAAUGCUAUAUGGCCAACUUUCACGAGCGGAAUCUAGUGUAUACCAAAGUUUUAAUUUGUUAGGAUGAUUUUUUGCAAUUUCAUCUAAUUCAUCCCGAAGUAAUAUAUCUUUUUCUGUUUGAUUGGCAUAAAGUAGAGAAACUUGAGUUUCAUCUGUGGAAUCCUUUAAUAUAGCACGAAUUAAUUGCAACAUUGGUGUGAUUCCUGUUCCACCAGCUAACAUUACAAUCUGUAAUAUAAAAAGUAAUACAUUUGUUACUUAAAUUUUACAAAUAGAAAAUACAAUUGUAUAAAUUAAAUAUAUAUACCUUUUUAAUAUUAUAUUCUACAGGUGGACUUUUUCUUAAAAUUUUUAUACAGAACUUCCCAUGACCUUUAUAAACAAGUCGACCAGAAGGUCCCCUAAAAUCAACUGUAUCUCCAAUUUUCAAAUUGUCCAAGUACUGAGACAAUUUUCCUCCUUCCGGAAAUUUUGGAUGUACAUUUUUAAAAUAAACCUAAAUAUAUAAUUUGAUUUAUAACUUUCAUAUUGAAUUGCAUGACAGAUCAUAUCUUAUUAUUUACCUUAAUAACAAGAUCUACAUAACCAUGAUCAUCAUCACUUGAUACAGGAGUAUAAGAACGUAUAACAACUUCUUCUUCAAUUUUUACUGUUAAAUGUACAUGCUGACCAAUUGGUAAUCCUAAUACAUGAUCUGGAGUAGGCAAUGCAAAUCUGAAUUUUCUUGUAUCGUGAUUUAUUAUGUCUUUUUUUAUUAAUGGUAAACUAUAUUUUACAACUGGAUCAACUAACAAAAUCGGAGCUUUCUUUUUUUUAUCACUAUUCCAACUUUUGUAGAAUUUCAUUACUAAUCCUAUUACAGCUAUGGUUCCUACAGCAGCUAAUACUGGUACAAAC